Styela clava is the source of this 2745-nucleotide messenger RNA. The record is from RefSeq and is a predicted model, not a curated record. NCBI's taxonomy places the organism in Eukaryota, Metazoa, Chordata, Ascidiacea, Stolidobranchia, Styelidae.
AAUUAGCGAGGUAUUAAUUAAUUAGUGAUGGGACACGUGGUGUCACUAUAAAGUCAUGAAUCGAAACCACAGUUUCGGUCGAUAAGUCUUCGGUCUCCGACCGAUAUUCUUGUUUUAUUGUUUAAAGAUUGCGAUUUCAUCCACAUAUUUUGACAUGUUUUUUCAAUGAAACUUACUUUUGCCGUACUAUCUGUUGUAGCAUAUCGUUAGCUAGUUAUUUUUGAGGUGGGGCAGAACUUGAAAACCCUAAAAAGUUUGAGAACCGCUGGUUUUGAUAAUGCACAAAUUUUUAAUUUUGUUUCAGUUUUUACGUCUCAAUCAUGGUAAUUAAUGUUAACUUGUGUGUUCUCAUUUACAUUUUGUCCAUGUGACUGUUAUCCUGGAAUAACUGUGCUCUAACCUUAUCUUUAACUGACCAAUGGCAGCACAGCAUGAUGGUGUUGCAUUGUGGGUAAAACCACUGAAGCAUGCUUCCUGGGUAUAAAUACUGCCAUGCUGGUCUCCAGAGGUCAUUCAGUACUUUGGUGUAGCAGAGGCAACAUGUGUCUUAUGUCUGAUUCUAUAUUCUGUUACUUGUGGUGACAAGUGCACUGUUUAAAAGUAUUUCUCGUGUUUGAGGAAAUGUUAUUUAUGCCAAUAAACAAUUUAAUUAAAGGGUGCUCUCGAAUUAUGUGCACCAAGAUGGCGCACAACCUGAACAUAGUAUGUGUACCAGGUUAUGGUUGUCAGGUUGUGCGCCAUCUUGGUGCACGUACUUAUGGAGCACCAAUCAAAGUGCUAUGAACUAUUUCUAAGGAUGACUGAAUUGAAUAUGACCAUUUUCUAAUGUAUUCCUACGAAUCCAAUCCAAUAUUUUAUUUGUUUUGAUCAUUUGAGUUCAACUUUCAACCUUUUUCUACAUUUACCCAGCUCUACCUCAUUAAUAAAAAUAUGGCAACCCUAGCCGAAUGGGUCUAUGACGAAAUAUGCAAAUUACUUGGUCCAGACACACCGCGAGCGUACACAGACUAUAUUCUGGAAAUACAAGAUAAAAAUGAAGUCAAAGAAUAUCUUGAACAACUCUGUGGAGAGGGGAAAUCCCCUGAUAUCGAAUUAUUUGUGAAUUUAUUGACUGCGAAACGACGUGCAGUGCAGGAAAAUGUGACAGUGUAUAAAAAAGGCAACAGUGACCUUGAGCAGAGGUCAGUGCGUCCAAAGAAGAAAAAAGAGCCUAAAAAGGUCAUGACCUUGGAUGAUAUAUCUCCUGCGACAACACCAAAAACUCCGCUCGACGCUGUGGCGAGUAAGAAUGAAAAAUCUCCAAAAAAGAAGACGACGUAUGUGUCAUUGUAUGGCAAAGAUGGUGAAGCGAGAACUAAUGCUGUUCUGCUUCCAGGGAGAAAUGCCUGCGAGUGUCAGGCUCAAAAACAUAAGCUAAUCAACAAUUGUCUUGGGUGCGGGCGUGUAGUUUGUGAGCAGGAAGGCUCUGGACCUUGUCUAUUCUGUGGCAAGAUGGUUUGCACUCCCGAGGAGAAGAAAAUUCUUGCGAGAGAGUCAAAUAAAAGUGAAAAACUACUCAAGAAAUUAUCCAGUAUUGGAGGAGGCGCAUCAUUAACAGAGGAUAUUGAAGCGACUAAAGGCCUCCAGAGGGCAGAAGAGUACAAAAACAGGUUACUAGAGUAUGAUCGGACGUACGUAAAACGAACAAAAGUAAUUGAUGAUGAGUCUGAUUAUUACGCAACAGACACAAAUGUUUGGCUGAGUCAAAAGGAGAGAGAAGCAAUGAAAAAGAAAGAUAGAGAAAUGAGAGAAUUAAGAUUUGGGUCACGGUUGAAUAAAAAGGUGACGCUUGAUUUUGCUGGGCGAAAAGUUAUAGAUGAAGAAUAUGCGCCACCACAAGAGGGUGCUGAGCAAGAAUUUUUGGCCCAGAUCGCAGAUGAAAAACAAGCGUACGACCCCUCACUCCAAGAUGCCUUCCCUGAUCUACCAAUGCCAAAAUUUAUCGGUAAAGAAAAUAAAACACCCGAAAAUGUGAAAUUCUCCUCGGGGAGUAUGAAAAAACAAGAAAAAAUACAAAGACAUCCCUUAAAUAGGCUUCAAGAUAAAGAAUUACAGCAAAUGUCUGAUAUUGGCUUAUGUUGUAGUAUGCAUCAGGCCGUGGGCUUCCUUGCUGUCAAAGGCAUCAAGAAGACGAGGGGAAGGAAUGGUAAAGCCGUAAUAUUGCUAGGCUGGUAUUCUAAUCACAGAGGCAGGCUAUGGAUAGCCGCAGCAUCACAUAAACCAACUCCUGAAGAAGUAAAACAGAUAGAAGACCGGCAUCGAAACUACGUUGAUAACGACGUUGUAUUCCCGACUGAAUACCCAACGUCUUGUUUACUUGGUUGUGUCAAUGUGGACAACGUUAUGAGCCAAGAGGAGUACCGUUCCGCGUAUCCGAACGGCGCGUCCGGGUCUCCAUAUGUUUUUGUCUGUUCUGGCUUUGAAGAACUUCUAGUUAAAGUACCGGUAACAGGGCAACAUAAAAUUUGGAAACUACCGCCUAAUUUACAUCAGGCUGCUAAAAAAGGAAGGACGAUUAUGCAUGGGGAUUUUUGAGUAAUUUAUCUAUUUCAUGCGUGAGAGAAAAAGCUUAUUAUAUGAAUAAUUCUAUUUUUCUGAGGCACUUUCAACGGCGCUCCCGUAGUAUGUGCAACAAAAUGGCGGACACCUGAACAUAGUAUGUGUAUCAGGUUAGGGUUAGGCCAUAAUUUCAAUCCAAUUUACCUU